AAAACAAGUUAAAGUUAAACCAUAAAAGUAGUUAAAUGCGAGCUUUAGAUUUCAGAUUAUUUUAACAAAGAAACUACCAGAAGAUUAGAGAAACUAUAUGUGAUUUUUGCGACGGGACGCAACACCGGCGAUGGGAGCGUCCACUUCGGCGGAGCCGAGGGUUUCGGCGGAACAGAAAGAGGCGGAAGCCGUCGCAGCCUCAACCGGAGCUCUUCCAAUACUUCAGAAAGCAUUCUCCAAGUUUGCCAAUCCCGAAACUAACGCCGUUACCUUAGAAAAUCUGGAGCGAUGCUUUGGUUUCGUUCGCGAAGGUCGAAGUUAUUCCGGAGGCAACGUGUCGGAUUUGUUGCCGGUGUUAUUAAAUCACUUAGGUUCGUCGUUAGUAGAUCAAUUUUUCGUGACUGAUAGAGGGGGAAUAAAUUGGGUUGAAUUUGUGAGAGGUUAUAACAAGUGCUGUGGUAGGGUGUCUGCGUCGAUUUCGCUGAACAUGCUCCUUAGAGUGUUCGUUGAUAUAUCAGGAAGAGCGAGUGUGCCUCUGCAUUUGGAGUUUGAAUCAGGGGAUGCUGAUUGUAAGAUUAAUGGGUUUCUUCUUCCCAGUCACGUGUUGUUACUUCUUUCGGUGUGUUGGGUUAUGUCAUGGGGUUCUAGGAUUUUGAAAGGGGAAGGGAGUACGAGUUUGCCAGAUUUGACUCAUUUGGUAUUGUCAGCUAGUACAUCGUGUGCCAAAGUUGAGGGUGGUUUUAAUGUGUGGGAUUGUGACAUCUCGAGCUUGGAGGUUCAACUUCCCGCAGGGAAGUUUGUUACGUGGGUUAUGAGUACUGUGCCUUGUCUUCCGGAUUGCUUAAGACAGUAUUUUCAUGCAAGACUGCAAAUGGCAGUAACUGCAGGGGAUGAAGUGGCAUCUUCCUCCUCUGUUGGAGAUAUUUCAUCAACAGAUGCAUCUAAUUAUAUUUUGACCCAAGGAAGGGCGUGGGCAAUUUCCAUCACGCAGAAAAGUACAGUGAAUGAUGAGAUUUCUCGAGCAUUUAUUAGCAAUGGAAGUCGAUUGGAUGAUAACCUUAUUUAUCGGUCAUCCACUCAUGGAAGAGGGCUCAACAGAUUUUGGUCUCGUGUUGAUGGGUACAAGGGUCCUUUGCUAAUUUUGGUUACUGCAUGUUCAGGAGAUGCUCAUGAGCGAAAUUCCAUCAAUAGGAAAUGGGUUGUGGGUGCCUUAACAGAUCAAGGUUUUGAAAACAAAGAUAUCUUCUAUGGAAACUCUGGAUGUUUAUAUUCUAUUAGCCCAGUGUUUCAUGUAUUCCCCCCUACUGGUAAAGAAAAGAAUUUUGUCUAUAGCCACUUGCAUCCUACUGGUAAAGUAUACCAAUCACAUCCAAAGCCAGUUGGAGUUGCAUUUGGAGGAACUCCAGGGAAUGAGAGAAUAUUUAUAGAUGAAGAUUUUGCAAAAGUAACAGUUCGCCAUCAUGCAAUUGACAAAACAUACCAGAGUGGUUCCCUCCUUCCAGAUCAGGGUUUCCUACCUAUUGAAGGACUGAUUUCAGAAGUUGAAGUUUGGGGACUUGGUGGGGAAGUGGCAAAGGAAGUGCAGGACUCAUAUAAGAAGAGAGAAGAACUUUUCACUGAACAAAGAAGAAAAGUUGACUUGAAGACAUUUGCAAGUUGGGAUGAUUCACCUGAGAAAAUGAUGAUGGAUAUGAUGUCUGAUCCAAAUACUGUUCGAAGGGAAGACCGCUGAGGUGGAUCAUCUUUAUUUCAUCUUUAUCCUGUGAUCCUCAUGUCUGUACAGAUACAGAAAGUUUGGAUGUUAGCCAAAAUAAUGUGCAGUGCACAAUGGGCUUGUAUAUGUUUACAGUAUUGCCGUCAAAUGUAUGAUAAUAUGGGCAUGAGACAUGGCAUUCGGAGAGAGUACGCCCUUCUCUCUCGUCGUUUCAUCCCAUAAUGUGCAUUACAAGGCUAAUGAGAAACAUGGACUCAAAAAGUGUGUCAACAAGAAAUCGCCGAGCGAGAUAGCAGCCUUGUCGUGUCCAGUGUACAUUAACAAGUGGAAAGCUUAGUUAUACUGUUUUUCUAUAUUGCAACCGUCAUUGGUAUUCACCGAUUGUGCGGUUGUAUCUAAAAGUUUCUAGCAUAUCACUUCAAACAACGAAUUCGUCUACACGUUGUGGUUGGCAUUUUUAUAUCUUUGCAUGUAACAGUUUUCUAUUUCACUCCGUCUUAAUUCUAUAUUACUCUGAAGUAGCAGACAGGGAUGACACUACUUUUUUUUUGGUUUUUUCGUCAAUAGAUGAUUGCGUUUAACCGUGUUGUUAAGUUUAUUUAAUUUGAAGUUGAAUUGAAAGUUUUCAUUGUAC
Abrus precatorius (Indian licorice) is the source of this 2348-nucleotide messenger RNA. RefSeq lists its product as uncharacterized. The record is from RefSeq and is a predicted model, not a curated record. The transcript has 7 exons. NCBI's taxonomy places the organism in Eukaryota, Viridiplantae, Streptophyta, Magnoliopsida, Fabales, Fabaceae. The coding region runs from base 131 to 1732 and encodes 533 amino acids.